Molecule: messenger RNA, 1178 nt
Organism: Nannospalax galili (Upper Galilee mountains blind mole rat)
Lineage: Eukaryota; Metazoa; Chordata; Mammalia; Rodentia; Spalacidae
Product: cortistatin-like
Exons: 2
Coding region: 783-1124 (113 amino acids)
Biological process (GO): regulation of cell migration
Cellular component (GO): extracellular region
Molecular function (GO): neuropeptide hormone activity
Source: RefSeq, a predicted model, not a curated record
AAAUGUGCUAUUUGCUAACCCAAGUGAGUCUAGAAAUCUCUAGGGUAGGAUUUCAGGGUCAGUGUCGUGGGAGUUCUUGGUGACGCAGGAUACCCUUAGUUCCAUAACUUCUGAAUCAACAACAGCUACAGUGAUUUGGGACACAGUGCAGUUGAAGGCCUGGCCAGAGCAGUGGGCCUGGGCCACUAGGUAGAGGGCAGUGUUAGGGACAGUCUCCUGGUUCAUCCUUGCUUGUGAUUGGAUGAGACGAUGGUGCUGUCAUUGUGUUCCUGAGUCUUUUGCUCAUAGCUAUUUAGUCAGGCUUAUUUUUGGUGCUGGAGAUGGAACCCAGAGCCUCACACAUGAUAAGCACGUGCUAUACUGAGCUGCAUCCCAGCCCUCAGUCAUACUUUCGUAUGGGCAGAAUUUCACGUGUUAAGCUCUUUAUGCAAGCCUAAUUUCAUAUUAUGUCGAAUCACUUGGCUUUGUUCUGCCAGCUUCCUGCUUCCUAUAGACUCAAUUACAAGGAGGAGAACUUCCUCGUAGUUUGGGUGCACAUGCAUUCUAAAAUAAGAGCAAAUUCACUCAACACAAGACCUGAGGCUUUAAUUAAGGGGCUAAAUCCAACCCCAAAAUGUUUUUGUGAGAACUGAUUGCUUGGGCUCGUGCGUCACUGCACCAGUGAGGAGAGGCAUACGGGUUUUCAAUGGACACGUAUAGCCCCCCUAACAGCUGGUGCCAGAACUUAAAACACCCAAGGCUCCAAAGAAGAGACCCACAUCCACAAAACGUCGCAAAGAAGGAUGGACUGCAGGAGGGCCAGAGAGAAGUGGCCGUCAGCCUGUGGUAUGCUGCUGCUGCUGCUCUGGGGGACUGUGGCCAUCGCCCUUCCCCUGGAGGGUGGUCCCACUGGCCUGGACAGCACGCACACGCACGAUGUGGCAGAGGUGAAGAGAAACAGCCUCCUGACUUUCCUUGCAUGGUGGCACGAGUGGACCUCACAGGCCAGUGCUGGUGCGCUCAUCAGAGGGGAUGGCAGCGAGGUGUCCAAGCGGCAGGAAGGCCGGCCCCUCCAAAAGCCCCCUCGCCAAGACAAAGCACCCUGCAAGAAUUUCUUCUGGAAGACCUUCUCCUCCUGCAAAUAACCCCACCCUGCUUCCUGUGAAAUGCAGUGAUGGACCUGAAUAAAGAUCAUUAAA